This is a messenger RNA of Schistosoma rodhaini, 6228 nucleotides long. NCBI's taxonomy places the organism in Eukaryota, Metazoa, Platyhelminthes, Trematoda, Strigeidida, Schistosomatidae. The record is from the annotation of a GenBank genome assembly.
CCGUUACAAAAUAGCUUGCUAGAAGUGAGCAUCUUAGUACUGAGCAACUUUGUAGGCUUUGAAAUUGUAAUUCCUCAAAUUAAUAAAAGGUGUUAUUUCAUUGUGAUAACUUCUGUCUCUGAAUUCCCAUAGCUUGAACUCAUUUUGAUAGCUCGAGUAAUUUACCCUAGUAUAUGUAGAGUAUGAACUUAUUGUAAUAUGUUUCCUAUGUCUUAAUUGUGUAAACCAUCAUUUGCUUACUCAGACUGUUGUUAUCAGUAGAAAGGUUAUUUAUUGCGCUUAUUAUCCACGAUCAUUUGCAACUUUCGUUCACAAACACUUUGAAUGCAAUUUGACAGAAAGUUAGAAUGAAAUAGAGUAUUACUAAAAAUAACUGAAUAGCUAUAAGUAGUUCCUUAGUCUUUCAUUUUGAUUGCCCUGUCGGUGGUAAGACUCGAAAAUGUGGUGUAUAUACAAGAUAUCUUGUUUCAAACCUAACAUAAGUCUCGACGCUUCAAGCUAUAACCUAACUUACUUAGUGUCUCAUGUUUAUUUAACAUACUAGACUAACACAACCUUAAGGCUUUUUGGAAUGCAAUCAAAGCUAACUACCUGAGGUAUCUUAGGUGUAGAAUUGUUCAUUAAGUCGUUUAUUUAGUUAACGGAAAAUGCACGUAUAAUCCCUUCAAGCUAACUUCAACGUUACCGUUUUGACUCUUUUUUGGCUCUAAUUGAUGAUGAAUCAUAGUGGUGUAUGCAUAUAUAUGUCGCAUGUUAACCUCCAUAUAUAUUCCCACAACUCAACAUGUUAAUACAACAGUAUACCAAAAGUCAAAAUACUAAAUUUUAGUAGAAGCUGUGUAUUUCAUAUAUGCUUAUCCACAGGAAAACUGUGAUUUUAUAUCGGAUAAACGAAGUCACAACCACUCAUAAGAAAUAUAGGAUUAUUAGGAAUGUAAGACGGACUCAAUAGUCACAUAGUGUCUGAUUUAUCAAUAUUUGUCCAACAAUUAGAAUAAAUCCAUAUAAGAGAUAUGAAGAGUUACUAUAUCUUUACGUUGUGCUCUACCUCGAAAGGUUUCAUCCCAGAGUUGUUCCAGAAGUAAUUUACUUAGGAAUAACCACAAAAUUAUCCCAAUCCAGAAUCUUGGACUAAAACUAUACUUGGCGAGUUUGCAGACCAACGUCUGAACAGUAUGUAUAAACCAUCAUGCAAGAACUGAACGUAUUCCAAAUUUAUUGGUCUUUGUUUCAUGACUAAGUCCUCUAUGCUCAUGGUAGGCUGUAAAAAAAAUCUAAGAUAUAUUGAGUGUCGGUUAUUUAAUAUGGGGUAAAUGGCUGGCUGGACAAAUCAGAACUCGUGGUGGGAACUAGCUCACGGAGUUAAUUAACUAACUGAUACAGGUAAAGUUUUUGUAAAAUUGAGGUGUAAUUACAGUCAAAUUUAAGAUAGGCAAAAUGCAGAGUUUAAAAGUAAGAACUGAACUUGUGACCCCCUUACCCAUCACCAACAUUCCAAAGUACUGAUUAAAGCAGUUGAACUCUAUUCUAAGUGGUAUUAUGACAUGAUAAACAUCUGAUUAAUUGUCAUUGGAUUCAGAGCUGAACACAAUCUUUCCUCGUGAAUACUUUUGGGUUAAGAAGUGUUUUACUUCUGAAUUGAACUUGUAUUUAAACUAGUUAUGCCAGUAAAACUAAUUUAGGUGAAUACUAUUGAGUAUCAAAGGAGGGAAGUUAAUGUAUUAGGAUUUAUAAUAAGAAAGACCAAAUAUUAAUAUCAUAGUCCGACGGAAUGUGAUGAAAUCGUACAUGUGAAGGAAUAAUGGUAGACAAGACAUGGAUGGAGAUAAAAAAUGAAUAUAUCUACGUCACUGACCAACCCCGAGUUGUGCCACCCAUUUCCAGCUACUGAUCUCGGUUGUCAAGCGGAUCCUGACCAAGUACUCUACAUCUACCAAAGUGACUCGGAUCAGUAGACAAUUAAUUCAUUUUCUUACUUCAUGUUCUUCAUUGUACCGUUUUAUCUUCCGGCAAUCUUAUAUCCAACGUUGUGAUACAUCUAUUUUAUUUUGUUUAAGUUUUUAUGCAAUUUUACUUACCACUGGCUGCCUUUCCAUAUCAUUUGCAAUCGUCACUCAUCGCUACUAUUGUCAUUCGCAAAACUCUUUGUAAGCCUACUUUUAAGUUGUUUUGCAAUUCAACUUUCUCUUAGAUUGCUGAAAGGAGCUUUCAUUUCAAUGCUGAUUUAUUAGGUUCUUUUGAAUGCCAUCAAUUUUUUAAAACUACACUAGUUUAUCUACUCAUAUGGAACUCCUACGUAUUUUUCUCGUUGUUUCCUGAACGUAUCAUUGACUUUCCUACACCCAUCAAUGCGCUUAAAAAUAAAUGCUUGCACUGCAACAUGAUCGUAAUUCAAGUUUGUGCUGUAAUAAAAGCAACAGUCAAGCUGUCAAGCCUUUUCUACGAUAGUUGUUAGGGAUAUAGUCUCUUUGUGUCUGUGUUGGAGAUUGUUAGGUUGAACGUUUUCUCCUAUCAAGCUCAAAGCUGACACCUCUUAAUAAUAGGUGUUACUUGAUCAUAAUUGUAGGGGGUAACCGUCUUCUAUUUAUUGGGUUGGGAUGAAAAAAUAUCAGCUUUGUUAUACGUUAUACUAACCAGCUUGACUCGGCCUUCUGACUUUAGGUCUAAAGUCAUCUACCACGAUUAUCGUUCCUGAGUCUAUGACUUUCUGAAGGUCAGGACGCUCCCAGUGAAAUGAUGUAGAGGCGACAGCGUACAUCCUUAUCCCCCUAAGUUCUUACUGUAUCAUUUAACUGGACAGAACACAAACUAUUAUCAAUGUACCUGGCAUAUAUUAAAUCUCAGUGCUACAUCUAUAUGUUUUAGUUUCAUUUGUUUUUCGUUAUGGACUACCCACUUUUUCUCAUUUCAUAAAUAAAAAUCCGCUGAACACUUUUAAAGUGAUUUUAUGAGUUUGUAGAAUUCGUUCCUUUAAAUCAGCUCUACCAGUUAUCUUCUGCUAUAAAACAAAUAUUUUAAUCAUCAAAUAAUUUACACACAUAAUUGUGUGCAUAUGCUUGGAAGCCCGUGUGCAUUUAUAGCUAUAGUUUUAAAAUAUUAUUGAAAAUCAAUAAAGGCCGUAUCUUAUCACAUGUUUCGGUAUGGAUAAAUUGAUUUAUACUUAUUGCUUUCGCUGUUCACUUAUAUGUACAAAAAUGUUCUCGUUUUCAGCAUCCUACCUACUAGUUUUGUAUACUAUGUUUUCUGUUCAGUUCUCAAACUAUUAUGAUCUUUUAUUAUAAUAUAAUUGUUUGUUCGCUUCGCAGAUAAAACAGCUGUUUAACACCAUUAACAUCAAUUUUGAUCAUGUCACGGGGAGAUUCUGAUAGUCUGGGUAGAAAUGAAGGAUCACGCAGUAUCUUAAGGAAUGCUUCACGUAAUAUGAUGAAACCUAUAAAUUCAGUGAUUGAUGGUUCUUUAUCAUUUUUUGGCUUUGAUUCUCGUGAAACUACUAUUGAAGACUGGAAUGAACGACGGUUGCGAUAUUUAAUAAAACGUUAUGGAAGCAUUAAAGGUGAUCGCUUAACUGUUCUGACUGCCUCUCCAGCUCUAUGCGAUACAUCAAGAUCGUCGUUAAGACAUCGUCUGACUUCAAGUUCACAUUCUGAACCAAUGAAGAUUAUCAAUAGACGUCAAGUAUCUUUUGCUAAUUCUGUUGUGCCACCGAUUGAAUCACAGAGGCCGGUUUAUUUACGUGAAUUGAGCAGUAUCACGACCUUUAGUCUUCCAGUUGCACCUGCUUCAACUUCUGCUCAUAAACCGCACGCGAUGAAAGUUAUCCUAUCAGCUAUGUGGAAUCGUCGACUAUUACGAACUCGUAGAAAGUUAGAAGGCAUUGAAGUUAAUGACACUGGAUUUGAACGCUUUCAUUCAGCUCCAACUGGUAGAAUAUUUUCAUUAGAUACAACAGAUACUCAUUUUAACAAUGAUAAGUGGGUAGCUCUUAAAGAUGCUAAAAAUGAAGAAACACCAUUUCUAGCUGUAUCGUCAACAAUACCAGUCGCUGGUGAAUCUAGUGUUAAUACUAUUAAUGAUAACACUCAUAAAGAUAGAAUCAGUUAUGAUGCUUCGGUGGAGCAACAGAAAUCACAUGAUAUUGUCGAUGGUCAUAAUGAUAAUGUUAUAGUUUCACAAUGUAGUCCGUCAUCAUUCGAUCAACCUGUGACAUAUUCAUUUUUUCAACAUUCCAGUAGUUCUGCUGUUCGAGGUAUAACCGGAGAAAGUCGUCGGCAAACAAUUACCACAGUAUCACCGAUUAAUUUUCAUCCUAGUCCAGUAGGAAUUCCAUCUCUUUCAAGGCGUUUAACCGAAAGCUUAUUGACUCCAACACGUUGGGCUUCAGCAAUUAUCUAUCCGCAUAAAGAUAAUUUUACAGAAGAUAUUUUUCGUAAUAAAACAACCGAAUAUAUCGAGUACAGACCAUAUUUUACAUAUUGGAUAACAUUUAUUCAUAUGUUGAUUUUUAUUGCUGGUUCAAUCGGUUAUGGAUUUGCACCGAUUGGUUUGGGGAUAGCUACACGUAUCGUUGGUAAAGUGUUACUGCCCACAUUGACCGUUGAUCAAGUUUGUUGGAUAGAAUAUGAAAAUCUAUGGAUAGGUCCAAGGCAAACAGAUUUAGUCCGAUUAGGUGCACGUUUUCCACCAUGUAUGCGAUUUGAUCCAAUAUUACAUGAUUCAGUGAUUAAACGUCAAAAGAAAUUUGAUCGUGCUUCUGGAUGUUGCGUUCGUAAUGAUGGUGGUGGUUGUUAUCAGACUCAUAGAGAAGUGUGCUCUCGUACACUUUCUACAUGGCUUCAUUAUGAAACAGUUAAUUUCAGUAAUCAACAAACUACAGAAUUACUUUCUAUCAAUGUUGCAGAUCGUGAAAUUCACGUACAUACAUUGAGUUCUUAUCCUGUAACUAAUUCGCACAGUCAUAAUAAUAAUAUAUCAAGUAUUAUACAUUCUCUACGUUCAACACGACUGAUUGGUAAAGCUGGACCUGUGUGUGGAUUAGAUCCAGAUUUUUGUGCUCGACCACGUUCUAUUGGAGCAUUUGCUUGGUCAGAGACAGAUGUUACUAAAUGGCCUAUUUGUGAAUUACCUGAUACUGUACCGAAUAUGGGUGGUUAUGCACCACAUAUGGAAUGUCAAGUAACUGGUCAUCCAUGUUGUUUAGGCAUAAAAGGUGAAUGCAUUAUGACUACACAAGAACAUUGUGAUUUUGUUCGAGGCUUUUAUUAUCCAAAUGCUGCAUUAUGUUCACAAGUGAAUUGUUUGAAUCAAAUUUGUGGUAUGUCACCUUUCACAAAUAAUGAAUAUCCAAAUCAAAUGUAUCGAAUAUUCACUUCAUUAUUUCUUCAUGCUGGUGUAUUACAUUUAAUCUUGACGCUUGGUGUCCAAAUGAUUUUUAUGCGAGAUUUAGAAAAAAUGAUUGGUUGGCAUCGUAUCACUUUAGUGUAUAUUUUAUCCGGUUGUAUUGGAAGCUUAACAUCUGGAAUAUUUUUACCGUAUCAAGUAGAAACUGGACCUACAGGUGCACAAUUCGCUUUACUCGGUAUCUCAUUAGUUGAUUUAAUACAUUGUUGGCAAUUUUUAGCACAUCCAUGGUAUGCAUUACUAAGAAAUAUUUUAUUAGUAUUUAUAUUAUUCACAUUUGGUUUAUUACCAUGGAUUGAUAAUUAUGCAAAUGCUGGUAGUUUUCUAUCAGGUAUACUAUUAUCUUUUAUUUUAUUACCAUUUCGUGGUUUUAUUUAUCCAUCUAUAUCUCUUACUACAUCAAUAGCCACGUCUGUUAAUCAAAAUAUAUUUGAUAAUAAUAAUAAUUAUAAUUCACCUAUCACAUCACCAACAACAACACCGUCGAUUAUGUUUAAUUUCAAUUUUCCUGAUAUAAAUCGUAAAAGUUGUACAUCAUUACAGCAUCAUCAUCUUCCUUCCAUGCAUCCACAACCUCUUCAACAACAAAACCCUUCUAAAUGUCAUCAUCGUUGUUUUAUUAUCAUAUUAUGUUCUAUUCUAUGGUUAAUAUUAUGUAUUAGCUUAAUUCUUAUAUUUAUUUGGGGUCCAAUUAUUAAUUGUCAAUAUUGUAAUUAUUUUACAUGUUUACCAUUGACUAAAAAUUUUUGUGAUAAUUUACAAGUAAAUGUAAAACAACGAUCUGAUUGUAUUUUACCAAAUUGGAUUUAAAUAAUGAAUUUUAUUGAUCAG